Molecule: messenger RNA, 1299 nt
Organism: Hansenula ciferrii
Lineage: Eukaryota; Fungi; Ascomycota; Saccharomycetes; Phaffomycetales; Wickerhamomycetaceae
Gene: CMK2
Product: calmodulin-dependent protein kinase CMK2
Exons: 1
Coding region: 1-1299 (432 amino acids)
Biological process (GO): protein phosphorylation; cellular response to oxidative stress
Molecular function (GO): ATP binding; calcium/calmodulin-dependent protein kinase activity
Source: RefSeq, a predicted model, not a curated record
AUGCCAUUUGUUCAUCCUGCUAGUGAGCCUGAAGGGCAUAAUUUCAAGAAAUUCUUCAAUAAACUGAGUGGCCAACCUUCAAGUUACGCACAAAAGGCUGACUAUAUUUUUGGUAAGACCCUUGGUGCAGGAUCAUUUGGUAUUGUUAGACAAGCAAGAAGAAUAUCAACAAAGGAAGAAGUUGCUAUCAAGAUUGUCUUGAAAAAAGCUUUAAAGGGGAAUGAAAAAGUGUUUUAUGAUGAAUUAGCAUUAUUACAAAAAUGUAAACAUCCAAAUAUUGUUGGUUUUAGAGAUUGGUUUGAAAGUAAAGAUAAAUUUUAUAUUGUUACACAAUUAGCUACUGGUGGUGAAUUAUUUGAUAGAAUUGUGAAGCAAGGUAAAUUCACAGAAGAAGAUGGUGUCGAUGUUGUUGUUCAAAUCUUACAAGCCGUUGAAUAUUUACAUGAUGAAUUAAAUAUUGUGCAUAGAGAUUUGAAACCAGAAAAUUUACUUUAUAUUUCAGAUGAUCCACAAUCUCAAUUAGUUCUUGCUGAUUUUGGUAUUGCAAAAGAAUUAUUAACUCCAAAUGAAGUUUUAACUAGUGCUGCUGGUAGUUUUGGUUAUUGUGCACCAGAAGUAUUGACUGGUACAGGACAUGGUAAACCUUGUGAUAUAUGGUCACUUGGUGUUAUCGCUUUCACAUUGUUAGGUGGGUAUUCACCAUUUAGAUCUGAAAAUGUUAAUGAUUUUUUACAAGAAGUUCAAAAUGAUCCAGUUGUAAUUUUCCAUAAACAAUAUUGGAAAACUUUAUCAGAAUAUUCAAAGAAUUUUAUUAAACGUUGUUUAAUAGUUGAUCCAAAUUCAAGACCAAGUGCAAAAGAAUUGUUAUCAGAUCCUUGGAUAACAACCAAUUCAGAAUCUUAUGAUAAGGAAGAUUUAGCUCCACAAAUUAGAAAAUUCAAUGCUAAAAAGAAAUUCAGACAAGCUGUUGAAAUUGUCAAGUUGAAUAAUAGAAUUAAAAAAUUAAGAGAAUUAGAAGAUUUCAGUGAAGGUGAAGCCGAUGAAGAUUCCGACUUGGAAUGGUGUAAAAGAGAAAGCGAUGGAUCAAGUCCAUUUGAUUUAUCAAGUUUAGUUAAUUCUAUCAAAUCAAGUUCUACUGCAACUUCUGGAUCAAGUGCUAAAUCAGAGGAAAGAUCUGAGCUAAACGCUAGUUUAUUUCAUCAAGUUGUAAGAGCCGCUACAAAUAAUAAAGAGAAAGUAUUGAAUUAUGAUAAAGAAUUAGCUGCUAAAAAUGAAACUGAUGGACCAGGACCUCAAUAG